AUGGCGUUCACUGCCAUGCGAUCCUUUGCGCCUGUUCGCUGCUUACGCACCAUGUCUACUCCAGGGCAGGUUCAGUCGCGCAGUGUCUCUUUCUCCUCGUAUCUAGUCACCCCCAAACAGCUCAAUGAAGCUCUCAAGAAGAACCCUCCGACCAAGAUCUCCACAUCACCUCGUGUGAUUCCCCUCUGUGCAGCAUGGUUCAUGCCUAACGAUCCAGAGGGUCGCAAGGGAAUUGACUCGUUCCGCAACUCUCGCAUCCCCCAGGCCCGGUUCUUCGAUCUAGACGCUAUCAAGGACCCUGAUUCACCCUACCCACACAUGCUCCCAACAUGUGAGACGUUUGCCGAAGCCAUGAGCGACCUGGGCAUCCGUCGUGAUGACGAAGUGGUGGUCUACGACACUGCCGAACUGGGUAUCUUUAGUGCGCCCCGCGUGGGCUGGACACUGCGUGUGUUUGGUCACCCCAAUGUACACAUUUUGAACAAUUACCGCCUCUGGGUGAAGGAAGGACUCCCAACCGAAAGCGGGGAGCCUGCUCCUGUGGAAAAGUCCAAGUACUCUGUGCCGACCUACGACUCGAGGCUUGUGAUUUCCUUCCGUGAAAUGAAGGAACUAGCUUUGGACUAUGGCAAAGAGGGAGCUGAGCCAGUGGAAAUCCUGGACGCCCGCUCUUACGGUCGCUGGGCUGGAACCGACCCUGAGCCCCGCGCUGGUCUGUCCUCUGGCCAUCUCCCAGGAUCGAAGAGCAUGCCCUUCCAGCAGCUACUGGACCCUGAGACCAAAACUUACCUCCCUGGUGAAGACCUGCAGAAGGUCUUUGAGGAGAACAAGGUGGAUCCAUCUCAGACGAUCAUCAGCUCUUGCGGUACUGGUGUGACUGCCGCUAUCAUUGAAACUGCGCUGGCCGAGGCGGAAUUCGGUGACCCUCACCUUCGCCGUGUGUAUGAUGGCAGCUGGACUGAAUGGGCGCAGCGAGUCAAGGAAUCGGAUGGUCUCAUCAAGAAGGUGAAAUCAUAG
This is a messenger RNA of Penicillium arizonense, 1017 nucleotides long. RefSeq names its product sulfurtransferase. Gene Ontology annotation, molecular function: thiosulfate-cyanide sulfurtransferase activity. The transcript is spliced from 2 exons. The record is from RefSeq and is a predicted model, not a curated record. Gene Ontology annotation, cellular component: mitochondrion. Bases 1 to 1017 code for a protein of 338 amino acids. Gene Ontology annotation, biological process: transsulfuration. Lineage: Eukaryota; Fungi; Ascomycota; Eurotiomycetes; Eurotiales; Aspergillaceae.